Messenger RNA from Oreochromis niloticus (Nile tilapia), 5152 nucleotides. RefSeq names its product palmdelphin b (gene palmdb). Gene Ontology annotation, biological process: regulation of cell shape. Gene Ontology annotation, cellular component: cytoplasm; membrane. Bases 157 to 3069 code for a protein of 970 amino acids. The record is from RefSeq and is a predicted model, not a curated record. Lineage: Eukaryota; Metazoa; Chordata; Actinopteri; Cichliformes; Cichlidae. The transcript is spliced from 8 exons.
GGGGAGGGAAUCUUCUCAGUAAAUCUGAAUCUCUCUCAGCUUACACAAUCUCCCGACAAAACCUCAGGCUCAGUAAUGCUCGGUACACUGCAAUAGUGAGCCGUACCAUCCGUACCCUUUCUGCUGCUCGAGGAUACACAAAGCACAAAUCUGGACAUGGAGGAGGCCGACCUGCUGAAGGAGAGGCUCCAGGCCAUCAUGGACAAAAGAAGAAUCCAGGAAGAAAUUGCCAAGAAGAGGAGACAGAUAGAAGAAGAGAAGUUAAAACUCCAGUACAUAAAGAAGAAGGCUUUGAGGGAGCAGUGGCUGAUGGACGGUCUGAGUCAGCAGUCGGAGGAGGAACAGGAGGCCAUGAGGCUUCAAGCUCAAGAAGAACAGCAGCAGAGUGAUCACCUGCAGAGCAACAUCAUCAGGAUGGAGAAGGAGAUUGAGGCCUUGGAAGCACAAGAACUCAACAUCUCUGCCAAUGAAGAAAUUGUGGUGAAGCGGUUAAAAGAGGUGGAGAGAACAGCUGAAGACAUUAUCAAGAAAGCUACCUCAGUGGAUAGAGAGGCAGAUGGAAAGGAACUGAAUAAAGGUUGCAGCACAGCUGAGGAUCACAACUCCAUGUCCAUCACCAUGGAAACAACAGAACAAUCAGCGUUGGAGAUGGAUUGUGAAGUGGAUGUUGGUAUGGCUGAUUCACCUAAGCAACAGGAUUUCAUUGCAGAUGACGAGCUCGUUUAUUCAGCAACACCGCCAUUAGUCUCAGAGUCCCCGUUGGAAAUGGUAACGCUCGACACUUUAUUAACUGACAUGCCAAGCAGUAGAGACGGGAAUGACAAGCUUGACUGCUCUGACCCCAAUGUCUGCACUGAAACGACUUGUCAGAAUCAAAAAGAAGCUUUGAUUUUGGAGCCGGGCUGUGAAGAGCUCAGCAGGAAUGAAUCAGUCACCUCAUCUGUGUCCGACCCACUCUCCAGUGUAGACAGUGUGUGUGAGAAUGACCCCCAACAUAAGAGGAGGAAAACACCAGAACAAGACCCUGAGCUAGAACAAGAUGCUGUACCAGUACAAAGCCCAGAGCCUGGUGAAGAUCCUGAGGAACUAAGUCUUGAACUACAGCAAUACCCUGAGCCAGAGCCGUUCCCAGAAUCAGCGCAAUACCCUGAACCAGUACUAGACCUUGAGCGAGAGCCAUUCCCAGAAUCAACGCAAUUCCCUGAACCAGUACUAGACCCUGAGCUAGAGCCAUUCCCAGAAUCAAUGCAAUUCCCUGAACCAGUGCUAGACCCUGAGCUAGAGCCAUUCCCAGAAUCAAUGCAAUUCCCUGAACCAGCGCUAGACCCUGAGCUAGAUCAGUAUCCUGACCCAGAGCCUGGGGCUGUUGACAAUUAUCUGCAUUCUAAACAAGAUGGCUAUCUAAAUCUGGAAAUAUAUAAAGACCCAGAGGCCCAAGAACUCAUAUUAGAACCAUCCGUCAAAGAGGAGUCUAUGUUAGCACAGUGCAUUAGAGAAGAAGCUUUGUCAGAUGUCUCCACUGAAUCCUGCCAUGAACCUGGUCCUGAUGAAAUGGAAGAAUGCCUGAGAGUUGAGAUUGCAGCAGCUUCCUCAGAUAGUGAGACGGAUGAAAAAUGGAGAACAAUAUUCUCCUCUUCUAUUAAUAAAGAAGAUGAUGAUUCAUAUUUGGAUAGUCUUCAGUUGAGUGCCCAGGAGCUCUUUGUACAAAAAGCUGAGAUGACAGGUGUUGAAGAGCAAGACAGCAACACUUUUCAUGAAGUGUGUUUUGAGGUCCCGCAAGUGGAAGACGUUCUCGAACAGCCCGAGGUUAACAUUCCUUUUCCCAGCCCUUCACAAGAGGUUAAAUAUAACCCGUUAGGCCUUCAAGGCUUGUCUAAAAUAUCUGAAGAUGAGAGUGAGAAUGGUAAAGAUGCUAAUUAUAACCACAUCAUUCACCAACCACACAUCAGUGUAGAUGCAGUCAAGAAGCUACCUAAAGACUUCUGUGUGAUACAGGAAACCAAGAGUGAGAAUGUUAGUACAGAGCACGUGGACUUCCAGCUGGCUCGUAAACAGUGGCGGGAAAUGGAGGAACAAACCAAAAACAAGGUAGUCUUACCUACAACCAAGCAGCUGAGCUUCCACGGCAGCCACAGCUUCAUGUACACUCCAGUACGCAACAUUGACAGACCUCACAAGAAAGCACAUGAUCUGGAAAACUUAGAUCUGGUUGGGGAGUAUCCUCACACCCAAUUUAGCCCCUGCUCAGAGGAUUCUGGUUUGGAUGAUUCCAGUUACAGGUCCCCUUAUGAUGACCAAGAAACAGUUGAAAGGGAUAUUCGCAUAUCACUGGAGAGGGAAGAAAAUUUCAAAAGGGAGAGGGGCCUUUCCAGGAUGGGCAAAUCCACUGAUUGUGCACCAUCAAGAAGUAUUCCUAGAUCAAUAAGCACUCCAUUGACGCCGUCAUUCAUCAUCACCUCCUCACCUACCAAGGAACCAUCGAAACAUGAAAUGUCAGCGAACAAUGUAAUUAUUCUGGACCCUAGCAAUGAUUUUACCUCUAGUCCCAGGCAUGUUAAAGACAACAUGAAAGCUCAGUCUAGUGAGUGGCACUCCAAAGAGACCAGCUCCAGUGUCAUCAUCCUGGAGACGUCCAAUUUGAUUAUUCGCAGUGCCUCUGAGUUCUCUCUCAGUAAAGCAUGUGAGCAGCCCCAGGAAAAAAUGUUCCUGAACAACCCAUUUUUCAAACUACGUUCAAGAAGCACAAUAUCCUUGGUGGAUGAAGAGAUCAAGAUGGUAAAGCAGAGGGAGGAUGAGCUAAAAAAGGAGAGGGAAAAUCUGUAUGCCAAAGACAGGUUCAGUGCAGAAAGAGUAUUGUCAAAUCGCAUGGAAACGUUGACCUUUAAUAACUCAGUUGAUGUUCCUGUGAAAUGCAAGUCGUCUCCAUCUUCACCAAUGAAAACCACCCACAGGAUGGAUCGUGCUGCUCUAUCAUGUGAUCACAGAUUUCCAGAGAUCCACACUGGAGGAAGACGCAAGAGUGCCAUGGCUUUGCGCUGGGAGGCGGGCGAGUUUACAAAGAAUGAAUGAAAUGGAACAAGUCAAAGGUUCACUGCAGUGUUAUUCUCAUUCAAGUUAGAUGCACUGUUAAAAUGGUUUGUUUCAUGUUGUGACAUAACCUAAAUUCUGCUUCAUGUGAUGCUUGGGCAAAGAGUGUUUAUUCUUACGUUAGUCUGAACAAAGUUUAUUGAGCACUGAUGGCGGAUCUGAUAACGCUCAGUUCUGGCCAAGAGGUGCAUAUUAUGUUUGUGAAUACCCAUACGCAUUUGACAUUUGUUCAUUACUUGUGAAUAAAUACUCACAUUUGCUGCUGUUUUAAGGUCUUAAUAAGCUACAAAAUCUGUAAUUGUUUUAGUAAAGUGAUGCUUCUUAGACAACUAAAAGCAGUGCCAACACACUUUGUAUUUAAACCCUAAACAACUUUUUUUUCUUCUUUUUUUUUGGCUUGUGAAGAAGCACAGAAGGUCCUAAAACUGACAAACAGUGCAGUAAAAUAAGAACAGACCUCAGCAGUUUGAUAUGGCAUUGAGUGUAUGUCCUGUUAAUGCACUACAGUGUUUAGUGGAUCCUGGUCUUUUGCUGAAGAUUUCUUUCUGUGGGAAUAGAUUGGAUAAAGGAUCGUUUCAUUGUUUGUGCCAUGUCAGAUGACUGAUUGGAGUUAGUCAGUAUUAAUUCUCCAAUAAUCUGAGUGUAAAACUGUAAAUGGACUGCAUUUAUAGAGCUCUGUACCUUAAUUAACCACUCUAAGAAUGUGACCCUAAAAUGUCCUCUGCUGGGAGAAAAGUACAUCAAUUGUUCUGUUGUUGGUGGCAAGAAUGAACAUAGCAGGCUUCAUAUAGUCCCAGGCUCUCAGGAUCUUAAGGCCCUGGGCAUUACUCUGUCCCAACAACAAGAGGAACUCACGGUAUGGUUAAUGCUUCAUAUGGCUAUGGUUACCAUCUGUUUGCCUUUCUAUUCUUCUGUCGUUACAGUUGAUGUGCUUUUCUGCUUUAACACAACUGAAUUCUUCAAAAAGGCUUCAAUAUGUUUCUGUUUCUGUUGUCAGACAAAGGAACACGCAUGAAAAACAAGAGACUAGUUAAAACCAGCAGCAGUCCCUUUAAUGCCAUUUUCUUUCUUGCUGCUGAAAUCAUCAUAACAGCAAUGUUGUGUGGCAAAAACCAGAAGGUGUACAUACACGGACACCUUUGCCUCAGUUUUAUAUGAUGAAUAGACUCGUCUGCCUUUAAAAACAUUAUGAAAUUAGACACAAAAAAACUGGCAGUGUCAAAGGAUGAAACGAGAAACAAAAUCAUAAAACCUGGAAGCAAAACAAGGGCUCUCUGAGAACGAUGACACAAUCUGAACCAAUCCUUCAUAUAAAGGUUUGCUGACAGUGAAAGUGUUUGUUCUUUCUGAGACGCCCCUGACAAAUGUAUAAUACUGUCCACUUUUUGCUAACCUGUGAGACAUUAUACAUGUCAAUCAGAUUUUUGAUGUUAUUGUAUGUCUUGAUAAUGAAAAUGUGACAUUGGUUGGUGUAUAUUAGCUGUAUUUUCAUAUUAUGCUGUUAGUUGCAACUGAAACUUUAAGCUGGAUGAACAUAAAGGAAUAUCCAUGCAUUCAACUGAAACAACAUAGACAUCACUUAGACAAUCUUAUUAUAAAUGUCAAGAUUUUUAUGAGACUACGUAUAAAUUUAUAAUUCCUUUUCAAGCCUCCCUGUGGAGGGUCAAUGAAGCCAUGGCCUAGCUAUAAAUUACACAGGGUAAUUAAAGGUUACUCUAAUAAUUAACAACUUAUUUAUUUAUUGUUAGAGUGGGUUCCUUUACAUGAAGAAAUACACUGAUGGUUUUUUAACAAACGUUUCAGCUUCUCUGAAAAACAAUUUAUACAAAUUCCGUACUUUCACCUUAGAGUCUAUUGAUCCUAAACAGUUUGUUUUUCAUUUCGAAUUUGUAUGCUUAAUUGCUGAAGUAUAGCUUACAAAACUUAAGGAUUGCUUGCUGAUGUUUAAACAUUUUGUGUACAGCCCCCUCUGUCGCUUUCAGGGGCUAACUGGGGCUCUAUUUGCAGGGGAUUUUCACUGUGUAUUCCUCAUGCAAAAAUAAAUAAAGCUAUAUAUGAUAUAUAA